AUGGGUUUGCCUUGGUAUCGUGUUCAUACUGUUGUAUUGAAUGAUCCCGGUCGUUUGCUUUCGGUUCAUAUAAUGCAUACUGCUCUGGUUGCUGGUUGGGCCGGUUCCAUGGCUCUAUAUGAAUUAGCUGUUUUUGAUCCCUCCGACCCUGUUCUUGAUCCAAUGUGGAGACAAGGUAUGUUCGUUAUACCUUUCAUGACUCGUUUAGGAAUAACCAAUUCAUGGGGCGGUUGGAAUAUUACAGGAGGGACUAUAACGAAUCCGGGUUACGAAGGGGUAGCCGCAGCACAUAUCGUGUUUUCUGGCUUGUGCUUCUUGGCAGCUAUUUGGCAUUGGGUAUAUUGGGAUCUAGAAAUUUUUUGUGAUGAACGUACAGGAAAACCUUCUUUGGAUUUGCCCAAGAUUUUUGGAAUUCAUUUAUUUCUUUCAGGAGUGGCUUGCUUUGGUUUUGGCGCAUUUCAUGUAACAGGAUUAUAUGGUCCUGGAAUAUGGGUAUCCGACCCUUAUGGACUAACCGGAAAGGUCCAACCCGUAAAUCCGGCGUGGGGCGUGGAGGGUUUUGACCCUUUUGUUCCGGCGUUGGGUAUAUUAGCGGGCUUAUUCCAUCUUAGUGUUCGUCCGCCUCAACGUCUAUACAAAGGAUUACGUAUGGGAAAUAUUGAAACCGUCCUUUCCAGUAGUAUUGCUGCUGUCUUUUUUGCAGCUUUUAUUGUUGCUGGAACUAUGUGGUAUGGUUCUGCAACUACUCCCAUCGAAUUAUUUGGUCCUACUCGUUAUCAAUGGGAUCAGGGAUACUUUCAACAAGAAAUAUAUCGAAGAGUUAGUGCCGGACUAGCUGAAAAUCAAAGUGUAUCAGAAGCUUGGUCUAAAAUUCCUGAAAAAUUAGCUUUUUAUGAUUAUAUUGGUAAUAAUCCAGCAAAAGGGGGAUUAUUCCGAGCGGGUUCAAUGGACAAUGGGGAUGGAAUAGCUGUUGGAUGGUUAGGACACCCCGUCUUUAGAAAUAAAGAAGGGCGUGAACUUUUUGUACGCCGUAUGCCUACUUUUUUUGAAACAUUUCCGGUUGUUUUGGUAGACGGAGACGGAAUUGUUAGAGCCGACGUCCCGUUUAGAAGGGCAGAAUCUAAAUAUAGUGUCGAACAAGUAGGUGUAACUGUUGAGUUUUAUGGUGGUGAACUCAAUGGAGUAAGUUAUAGUGAUCCCGCAACUGUGAAAAAAUAUGCUAGACGGGCUCAAUUGGGUGAGAUUUUUGAAUUAGAUCGUGCUACUUUGAAAUCCGAUGGUGUUUUUCGUAGCAGUCCAAGAGGUUGGUUUACUUUUGGGCAUGCUUCGUUUGCUCUACUUUUCUUCUUUGGACACAUUUGGCAUGGUUCUAGAACCCUCUUCAGAGAUGUUUUUGCUGGUAUUGAUCCAGAUUUGGAUGCUCAGGUGGAAUUUGGGGCAUUCCAAAAACUUGGAGAUCCAACUACAAAAAGACAAGCAGUCUGA
Molecule: messenger RNA, 1485 nt
Organism: Brassica napus (rape)
Lineage: Eukaryota; Viridiplantae; Streptophyta; Magnoliopsida; Brassicales; Brassicaceae
Source: the annotation of a RefSeq genome assembly